This is a messenger RNA of Crotalus tigris (Tiger rattlesnake), 4392 nucleotides long. It is a transcript of the gene HTR4, whose product is annotated as 5-hydroxytryptamine receptor 4. Gene Ontology annotation, molecular function: G protein-coupled serotonin receptor activity. NCBI's taxonomy places the organism in Eukaryota, Metazoa, Chordata, Lepidosauria, Squamata, Viperidae. The transcript has 10 exons. The coding region runs from base 1017 to 2138 and encodes 373 amino acids. The record is from RefSeq and is a predicted model, not a curated record. Gene Ontology annotation, biological process: chemical synaptic transmission; regulation of appetite; adenylate cyclase-activating adrenergic receptor signaling pathway. Gene Ontology annotation, cellular component: plasma membrane.
AUUAUAGUGGGUAGCUCGGGGUCAUUUGGGAGCAGCUUUUGCACGAAAGCACCCGAAGAGCGCUUACCCUUCUGCACCAGCUUAUCCAGCCGUCGGCUAAGUGUUGGCGGGCGACCCGGGACAAGGAGUCAUUAGAGAUCGCUCCGCUCCGGAGGCAUGAAAAAACAGGGAGAGCGGGCGGGCGCGCUCGCCUCCAGGUGCUGAGAACAGGCGGGCGAGCAGAGCCCUUUUACUCCCGCUGCUUCUUCUUUUUCCUCCCCCCCUCCUCCUCCUCUUCCUCUUUCCUUCUGGAGCGGAGGAAGGCUCCCGGCAGCGAGCGCGCUGUGAUGGGCCGCGCGGGGCGAAAAGCAGGCAGAGCGCGCGGCGUUUCCUCCCGGAGAGGAGCCGCUGCGCCGCGGGAGAGAUCGAAGCCGGUACCCGGGAAAGCAGAGGUAACCGGGGGCUGGCUGAGCUCGCGUCUUUGGAUCGGCUGCUCGGCAGGGGCUACCCCUCUUCUUCGCUCUUCGUUCGCUGCUCCCGGGACGGUAACUUCGCCAAGCCGCGCCAAGCCACACGCGAGACUUGUAAAGGAGCGGGGCGCCAAAAGGGCGCGAAGCGGACGGUCAAAGGUAGAGUGCGCCUUCCUACCGGCGGUCGAUUCUCCAGUUACGGGGCGCCACAGACAAGAUGCAGCCGGCCAACCGCUAAGUGGUCAGCCGUAGCCUGAAUGGGGGCGCUGGGACUUUGCUUCCUGCAGUGAAAUGAACUGGCUAAUAUUGGUGACAUUUUGAUGAUCCAUGGAGAAGCAAGAGGGACUGGUUCUCUAACAAGUUGCCAGUCAUUGGCAGAGGGUAAUGGAAUCAGAAAAAAACAAAGUUGGACAUGUGCUGGAAAGGAGGACUGAUGUAUUAUCAGACCAUCCUUAGCAAUCCCAAAAAACGAACAUCUGAAAUGAUCACAUCAUCAUAUGAAGUGCCUAAAGACUAUACUUCUUCUGUGGAUGCUGAGGUCCCAGUUUUUCAUGCCUGUUGCCUGUGAUGGAUGUGAGCUCAACUGAAGGAUUUGGCGUGGCAGAGAAGAUUACACUGCUCACUUUUAUUUCAGCAGUUAUUCUUAUGGCUAUCCUGGGGAAUCUGCUGGUGAUGGUUGCUGUAUGCAGGGAUAGGCAACUGAGGAGAAUCAAGACCAAUUAUUUCAUAGUCUCUCUCGCCUUUGCUGACUUGCUAGUAUCUGUUUUGGUGAUGCCAUUUGGCGCGAUUGAGCUGGUUCAGGAUAACUGGAUUUAUGGAAGGAUGUUCUGUUUGGUUCGCACUUCUCUUGAUGUCCUCCUCACUACUGCAUCAAUUCUUCAUCUGUGCUGUAUUUCAUUAGACAGGUACUAUGCCAUCUGCUGCCAGCCAUUGGUUUACAGGAAUAAGAUGACUCCACUACGCAUUGCUUUAUUGCUGAGUGGCUGCUGGGUAAUCCCAAUGUUUAUUUCUUUUCUUCCUAUAAUGCAAGGCUGGAAUAGUAUUGGCAUCAUGGACUUGGUGGAAAAAAGGCAAUUCAACAAUGCAUCCAACUCAACUUACUGCAUAUUCAUGGUCAACAAGCCGUAUGCCAUCACCUGCUCAGUCGUAGCCUUCUACAUUCCAUUUCUGCUAAUGGUUCUAGCCUACUACCGAAUAUACAUUACAGCCAGGGAGCAUGCUCACCAGAUACGAAUCUUACAGCGUGCAGGGGCACCAACUGAUGGGCGACCCCAACAUCCAGACCAGCAUAGCACACAUCGUAUGAAGACUGAGACUAAAGCUGCAAAGACCCUCUGUAUCAUCAUGGGUUGUUUCUGCUUGUGCUGGGCGCCUUUCUUUAUCACAAACAUAAUAGACCCUUUCAUACAUUAUGCAGUUCCUGAUCAGAUAUGGACUGCUUUCUUGUGGCUGGGAUACAUCAAUUCAGGACUGAAUCCCUUCCUUUAUGCAUUCUUGAACAAGUCUUUCAGACGUGCCUUCCUCAUCAUCUUGUGUUGUGGUGAUGAACGAUAUCGAAGACCUUCCAUCUUGGAACAAACGGUACCUUGUUCUACCACUACCAUCAAUGGAUCAACUCAUGUACUGAGUGGCUGUUCCACUAUCUCCAAGUUCCUUCUGCUGUUCUGCAAUAGACCAGUUCCUGUCUAACCCUGAAUAUAUUCUGUACACAGUCUUGCACAACGGUCAUCACCUGGAACCUGACAAGCUUCCAAUCCAUAAUGAUCUGGAAUCCCAAGAGUCCUGCUUCUAACAAGUGGUCUGUGCUGAAAGACACAAGAGGUUCAUGCAUCAGGAACUUAAAUGCCAGAUAUUGAUAUUGUCUGCAUUGCCAUAAAUGCUGUCAUGUAUUGGCUUGACAUUGGCCCCAACAGCUCAAUUGUGCUUCACAAUAACAUAGAGUGAGAUGGAGUGGUACAAAGUUACUGUUGCUUCUGGUUGAUGCUUGGAAGUCAUAAAGCUUUGCAUGUGAUGAACAAAUGAUAAGCAACCUGCUUGAUUGUCUUUGUGUUUGUUCUAAGUGAUGUGCCAUACACACAUCUUUUUCUUAUGUACUAGCAAUAUACGUCUUUUCCCAGACAUUGAAGUUUGACCUGAAAUUGCUAAAAUGCAAUUAUAUUUCUGCUUUACCAAAAACUGAGAGGUUGUUUCUCAAUUAUUUUUAAUAAUGAGCUUUGCCGGUGAUGCAACCACAAAAAGGAAGCAUUGCUGUGUAUUGUUUUUUCUAGGCUAUCUGUAGAUGCCAAAGAACAUAAAUAUUCUUGAAGGUGAAAUUAAUGCGAUACAAUGUCCUGCAACCCCCAGCAAAAUGAUCUACUGUAAGAAAAGUAGUCAGUUGAGAAGAGUCAUUUUCCCAUCAGUCAGAGCCCAUUAGCUUUAAUCUUCUGACAUUCUCAUUAGAAUUUUCAUCCCCUGAUUUUACUGAUUUGAAGGAAAAGUUGCUUGGGGUCUUGAACAAUUGAGGAAACAUUUAGCUCACCUGUAACAGCCAAAUAAUUGGCAUUUUGUGGCAUGCUUACUUUGGCACAUUCAAAUCACCUCUGUAGUUAGAUAAUGUAUUAGAAAAAUGAUGUUUUCCUUAGGUCAUUUAUUUUUCAUCCCAAUUUGUCACAAAUUGGGACAUUCAUUCUGGGAUGGUGAACAAUAAACAUAAAAGCAACUCAAGUGUCUGAGUUGGUCAGGAUUUACUAUGAUAAGUAUCCCAAAGAAUCAGGGUCAUAAGAUAAAUCCAUUUCCAGGAACAAAUGACAUAAGCUUCAGCAACUUGCUGAAAUACUAAUGGCAGUAGGAACAGUGACUAAUGAAGGGAAGGAUAGCAAGGAAAAGUUUAGUCUGCAGGUUCUCAGUAAGAGAUUAAUUGACUGAACUCCACAACAUUCUACAUAGUGAUGUGACUUGUGGACCUGUGAUUUAGGGUGUCAAACCCAGCCAUUAAGGUUGGUAAACUGUGUUUCCUGUGUCAGUAUGUUAUGUGAGCUCUGAAAUUGGAAAAGGUUGAAGAUAAGCAGCAGGGACUUUAUAGAGCUAAGUAGAAGCACACUGGCAUCUUGAGACACUUGAUGUGGUCCCACAGCAUCUGCCUGGAACAGUAAAACUGCAGAGUUGCCCCUCGGGAUUAACAGCUCAACCUACAGCUCCUUUGCUUGACAUGCAGGAGGACAUUAGAUACAGAGACAUUGAGACCUGGUUGCUGGGAAUCUAAGCUUUCAGAUGCCUCGUCCCUUUACUUGUUGUUUUACUCUUCUUGCACUUUGCAGAACUAUUUCUCAACAUGACUGUCUGUUUCAAAGGAUGAAAGAAGAAUGUCACUUGUCAACAGUUCUUUCUGCUACGUCCUGCAUGCCAAUGUUACUCUCUAUAUUAAAAUUUCCCUUUUUUCAUGUUAUAUUGACAGGCAUGUUUGAAGACCCAAGGGAUGCUGGAAGGUUGAUUUUUAUGUUCUUGGAAAGAAAUAGAUCAAGUAUAAAUUUGUAGUAGGGCUGUGCAACCUUUCAGAACUGAUUCCCAAAAGGUGCUGUACUUGCACAGUUGCAAACACUGAAGCACCUUUUGGAAAUUGGGUCUGCAUCAUUGCAUUGUUCUUAUUUGUCCUGUCCUUGACUGAUAAUUUAACCCAAAGAUGAGAACUGUUCAAUAAAAUGGAUAGGUACUUUGUUACAUUGUGUAAUUAUGUACAGACAUUUUUUUAAUAUACAGGAGAUAAUUCUGCAUUAUUUAUUAUUAUUUUUUAAAUGAAUAACUAUUUGCCCAUUAAAGGCUUCUAAGUGUACAAGCUAACACUUUGUUAGUUUUUAUUUGUGCUUGCUAUUUUAUUAUUCUGCGGUUAUGUCACAAUUACUCAGAGUAAAAAAGAAGAAGAUACCUUUUUAAAGGAACAGAGCAAAAGCAAUUCAAAAACAGUGUU